Molecule: messenger RNA, 321 nt
Organism: Seminavis robusta
Lineage: Eukaryota; Bacillariophyta; Bacillariophyceae; Naviculales; Naviculaceae
Source: the annotation of a GenBank genome assembly
CUGGUAGUGACCUCACACAACAUUUCUCGACCGGCUUGGGGGACCAUCAGUACAAAGAAUGGCCAGAAGUAUCUUCAUGUCAAAUCGUGGGAGUUGGGGGUCUUUGUGUCGCCGGAUACCGUGGGGGUGAAAAAGCUCGUGCCGUUUGUGGACGGCAAUCAAGCUCCAGGAACCGCCACUGUGCCCAUGCCCUUUCAGACUCAAGCACUCGAACGAUACAGUGACAAGGAUGAGCCAUGGGCUUGGGACAAGACCUAUGACACACCGGACCGUGAGGGUUACCACUCUCUGCAGGAGGCAAUGAAUGAACCACACGAGUAG